CAAAAUAUGAACGGGCUAAAGCGACCAACGGAAGAGCGAAACGGAAGGUCGUCAAAGUUAUCAGGGAGACCCAGGAAGAAAAGCAUUUUUACCAGCAAGAAAUUGAAGCCAAGGAAGAACAGCUAAAGCAAGCCGGCGCCGAACUCCAGCAAGCAAAGGAGGAACGGGACCGGGCCGAAAAAGAGGCUGACGCUGCACUAAUCGAGUGUCAUCGACUUCGGGAAGCCCGGGAGCGAUCCGAAGCAAAGGCUCGACUUGUUGAGCAGGAAAUGGCGAGACUGAGGGAAGUGCUACGACCAUCGCAAAUGGCUUUGCACCGAGCUGAAGCCAAACAACUCCGGGCCGAGUUGAACGAGGCGAGAGCAGAGAUCGCAAGGUUACGUAGGCCUACCCCAAUGAACGAUCCAGAAACACCGCCGUAUUCGCCACAAUCUCCAGCGCCAUAUACGCAGCCAGCACCUAAACUCACCUAUCUGGUGGACCGUGUCAACAAUGCCCCGCCGGGUGCGAUAUCAAAUGACCCGGCCUUGACGACAUUGUUUAAAGAUGCCCCGCGCCCGCUGCGGCUCUAUUUUGCGCACCUGUUAGGACAGAUGCGGGACAACUACAGCAGCCAUGAAGUUGUAGCAGCCGCGUCUCGAAACUACCUCUACAACAACCAACCUCUUGCCCAACUUCAACAACCACUA
Molecule: messenger RNA, 689 nt
Organism: Mesorhabditis spiculigera
Lineage: Eukaryota; Metazoa; Nematoda; Chromadorea; Rhabditida; Rhabditidae
Source: the annotation of a GenBank genome assembly